GGAUCGUGAAAAUACAUGUUCCUAUACCAAUUAUAACCUCACUAAUAGACAAUUGCUCUCCGUCUCGCAUGACCAUCCAACUAUGACCCGCUUCCGCCCCUGCAUCGACCUCCACGCCGGCCAGGUCAAGCAAAUCGUCGGCGGCACCCUCUCCGAUUCAUCCCCCUCUGCCCUCCGCACGAACCACACCUCCACCCUCCCCUCCUCACAUUUCGCAUCGCUCUACAAAGACAAUGGCCUCACGGGCGCUCACAUCAUCAUGUUGGGUCCGGGGAAUGAUGACGCAGCGACGGCAGCAUGCGAGGCAUGGCCGGGAGAACUGCAAGUCGGGGGAGGGGUGAAUGAUGGGAACGCGGGGGAAUGGAUACGGCGAGGGGCUGGCAAGGUAAUCAUCACCUCCUUCCUCUUCCCUAACGGCCGUUUCUCUCUCGAUCGCCUACGGUCCGUCAUCGCCGUCCUCGACGAUGACACUUCAAAGCUGGUCGUCGACCUCUCCUGCCGACGACGCGUAUCCAGUGAAGGGGUGGUGACCUGGUGGGUGGCCAUGAACAAGUGGCAGACCAUCACCGACAUGGAGGUGAAUGAAGGGACGAUCAAAAUGCUCGCGCCGUAUACCUCGGAGUUUCUGAUCCAUGCGGCCGAUGUGGAAGGGUUGCAGUCGGGGCUAGACGAGGACUUGGUAAGGAACUUGGCGAGCUGGUGCAGUAUCCCGGUGACAUAUGCGGGUGGGGCCAGCACCGUAAAGGACUUGGAUAGAGUAAGAGAGUUGAGUCAAGGGAAAGUGGACUUGACUAUCGGGAGUGCGUUGGACAUUUUUGGAGGCAGAGGGGUGACGUUGGAGGAGUGCGUGGAGUGGAAUAGGAGAGAGGAGCGAAGGGAGAAGGAGUUGGCAGGCAAAUGAUAUAACCAAGUCAGAAGACUCAACGGCAGCAGCAGUAUUGAAACCAGGAGUUCUUGAUAUGACUGGAUAAGUAUACCCCUAUACAGGCCUCGGCAGGAUAGAUAGGAUAUUCUACAUGAUAGAGAAUGCUAUAUAAAAUGGCAGAAGAUGAUGAGAAACAGAAACAUUCGUCAAGCGCCGUGACGGCCAUCCCCACAAUCCAUGAAGUGUGAGAAAGCUGCCGUUGCCAAUUCGUGACCAAAACUCUUCUUCCGCCCCUAACCAUGUACGAAGUCUAUUGUGCAGAUCUCGUCUCCAUGUACGUUCCUCCACCUCC
Molecule: messenger RNA, 1217 nt
Organism: Eremomyces bilateralis CBS 781.70
Lineage: Eukaryota; Fungi; Ascomycota; Dothideomycetes; Eremomycetales; Eremomycetaceae
Product: phosphoribosylformimino-5-aminoimidazole carboxamide ribotide isomerase
Exons: 2
Coding region: 83-901 (272 amino acids)
Biological process (GO): L-histidine biosynthetic process; L-tryptophan biosynthetic process
Cellular component (GO): cytoplasm
Molecular function (GO): 1-(5-phosphoribosyl)-5-[(5-phosphoribosylamino)methylideneamino]imidazole-4-carboxamide isomerase activity
Source: RefSeq, a predicted model, not a curated record